Molecule: messenger RNA, 5650 nt
Organism: Corticium candelabrum
Lineage: Eukaryota; Metazoa; Porifera; Homoscleromorpha; Homosclerophorida; Plakinidae
Exons: 28
Coding region: 1-5448 (1815 amino acids)
Biological process (GO): response to oxidative stress
Molecular function (GO): peroxidase activity; heme binding
Source: RefSeq, a predicted model, not a curated record
AUGAAGCUGCAACUGAUCUCACUCUUUAUCCUUCUAUGCAACAACAACGUCCAGUCCCAAUCCCUACAAAGCUAUCCAAUCGCUCGUGACGAUUACUACGAGGUGGAGGCAACCGGAGAAACGAAGAAAGUGGUGAUGGACGCAACAAACAUCACUUGGACAAUGCAAACAGACAGAUUGCGUCUGAAACUUUUGCAAAACGACGAGGUCGCCUACUGGCAACCCAGAACUUGCGUACAGCAGGCAAAAGCAGGACAGGAUUCUGGCUCAAAGAGACAGACGGAUUACUUCGAGGACGUCACCGAUACUGUAGGAUUUACGCACAGCUAUCGCAAUCAUUUACCCUCUCGGCCAUAUUGUCUGUUCGAUUUCGAAAUUCCGGUUCGAAAUUCGUCGGAAAACGUACGUUUGCAAGGAGAGUUCUGCGUGCCUGAGCAGCUGCCGGGCGGCGUGGCCAUCGCAGACUACAACAUGGAUGGUUAUCCGGACAUUUUCUUUACCGUUUGGGACACAAGAAGCAAACUUUACAAAAACAACGGUGAUAAGACCUUUUCUGACGUGACUGAGGAAACGAAUGUGGGUCCUAACAGGUAUGCUAGUGGUGCAGUGUGGGCCGACUUUGAUGCAGAUGGGGAUCUGGAUUUGUAUGUGACGUCAGUAGGAAAUACCAGACACUUCCUUUACAUCAAUCAGGGAGGUCGAUUUACUGAAGAGGCUGUUGAGAGAGGCUGCCAUGGCAGUCAGCCUGAUAACCGACGGUUGGCGGGAAUGACACCAAACGUGGGAGAUUAUGAUCGAGACGGAUACCCGGACCUUUUCAUAACAGAAUGGAUGAUACUAGGCACUGCAAAGAACUCAUCAACAAGACUUUUACACAAUCUGGGAGCCACACGGCCAGGGUAUUUCGAGGAUGUGACGUAUCGUGCAGGCGUGGAUAUGGACGAGUUGAGGAGAGGCAAUAAAGCUGCCGCUGGAACGUUCACAUUUUGCUCAUCAAUGACUGACUUUGAUGAAGAUGGAUGGCCGGAGUUGGUGGUCACUACCGACUAUGGAGAUUCAAAGAUGUUCUGGAACAACGGAGAUGGCACGUUUGUUGACUGCACUGAGAAUUGCAAUCUUGGGCGAAGAAUAGAUGCAAUGGGUCAUGCUAUCGGAGACUGGAACGGUGACACUCACUUGGAUUGGUUCUCCACUGGCAUUCAUCAAAAUUCUGAUCGCUGUGUCCUUAUCGGCUGCGUGUUCGGCAGCGGUGGCAACGUUUUGUUUGAAAAUAAAAACGGAGGCUACGGACGUCGUUGGUUCGAAGAUGCCACAGACAUUGCUGGUGUGAGAGAAGGCUGGUGGGGCUGGGGAACGACCAUGUUUGAUAUGGACAAUGACAAAUAUCUUGAUUUUAUUAUGACAAAUGGAUACGAUUCGGUAUCAACGACUGUGGAUGAUGUUUUUGCAUUCACUCCGAUGAUAUUGUGGUACAAUAGGGGACCGGAAUACAAUCUGUCAACUGUUGAUAUUGCUGGGAAAGUUGGUAUCAACAACACAAAAGGAGGAAGAGGCUUGGCAAAGUUUGAUUAUGAUGGUGAUGGUGAUGAGGAUAUUGUGGUGGUGCACAACGUUGGCAAGCCGGUUCUCUUUGAAAAUCUGGCAGGAAAUCGUAAUUUCUGGCUUCGAGUGCGAGUUGUGCAUCGUUGUCCGGGUCUUGUCUAUCAAUUGUGUGACAGUCUGCACGCUCGUGUUCAAGUUGCCUCUGACGGUUGGACUCAGACUCAGGAGAUCGGUUCAGGCGCACAUUUUAUGGCUCAGAAUGAGAUUGAGGCUCAUUUUGGUCUUGGAAAUCGACCAGGUUUGGUUGUUGUGUCUGUGUAUUGGCCGUCGUCAGAUACAUUUGUCAACAUAUCUGGAGUGGCAACAAAUCAGAGGCUGAAAGUCAUCUUACCGGAAAUUGGUGACCCAUACGCCAACACAACAACAUCAUUCAACCAACUCGAUCUUUGCCCAGAGUUAACAAUCACGUCAAUCAACAAUGUGAAAGGAGACAAGGUCACGGCUGCCGUCAAUCACGGUGGUGAUUCUGUUGCUCUUACUAUUGAUAAUCUCAACGAAGAGCAGGAAAUCACAUUUGACUACAGUGUUAAGGUGGAACCGCCGUCACUCGUGCAGAACAGAACUGCAACAGGAUCUGUAACCGUGGAGGUGAAACGAUAUAUUAUCAAGAAACUUGCGGCUGACUGUAUCAGGAAAUUUCCGUCAAUUCCUGACAGACGAUUUGAUGGCGCUUCAAACAACCAAAACAACACACACUGGGGGGCAGUAAAUGAAAAUCUGCAACGAGACGUGCCAUCACGUUAUGCAGAUGGAGUUGCAAAACCAAACAGCCAAUGCACAGAAAAACUGAGAUCACAAAAGAAAUGUCCGUUUCCGGCUGAAUAUGCAGGAGAGGGAAGCACACGACCUUCUCCACGCCUCAUCAGCAAUAAACUUUUUCAUCAAGUUGACAGCAAACCCUCAUUACGUUUUCUUAGUGACAUGUUUACACAAUGGGGUCAGUUCUUGGCUCACGACACCGACUUCUCUAGUCCACUGCCACGGUUCGAGUUUCAAGUCGACAGAAGCGACGUAUGGAUUCCCAUCACAGUACCAAAGGGUGAUAUCCACUUUGAUCCUUAUACUAAAGGAAAUCAGCACUUGCCGUUUAUAAGAUCAACAUACAAUCGUGUCUGCACCGGUCGAAAUUUUGGAGUGCCACGUGAACAGCUCAACAAGAUCACAGCCUACAUCGACGCUUCGAACGUCUACCCUUCAUCUAGUGAUAUUGUGGUAGAGGUGCUGCGCACUCUUCAAGAUGGAAAAAUGAAAUUGCAAGACAACGGCAUCAUUCCAUAUAACACGUUUGGAUUGGCAAAUGACAAUCCUGUGGGUCGGCCACAGUCGACGUUGUUGAUUGCUGGUGACACUCGAAGUAACGUACAGCCGGGUCUUAUAGCUCUGCACUCGCUGUUUGUGCGUGAGCACAAUCGGCAAUGUGACAUCUAUAAAGCCAAACAUCCUAAUGCAUCAGAUGAACAGACUUUUCAAGCUGCUAGAAAGAUUGUUAUUGCCGAAAUGCAAGCCAUUACGUUUAGAGAGAUGCUGCCUGCUUUACUGGGUCGUGAUGUUCCACCAUAUCAAGGAUAUAACCCAGAUGUCAAUCCAAACAUUGGAAAUGCUUUUGCUACGGCUGCAUUCAGGUAUGGACACAGUCAGGUAAACACUCAUUUAUGGAGAUUUGACAAACAUUGGAAAGUCAUCCCAGAAGGUCAUCUGCCACUCAGAGACUCGUACUUUGCUCCCGAAAGAGUUAUCAAUGAGGGUGGUAUUGAUCCACUAUUACGAGGAUUUGUUUACCAACUAGCACAAGAAAUUGAUGAAAAGAUGGUUGAUGACAUGCGCAAUGUGCUGUUUCCUAUUGGUCGUCGUGAUGGUUUGGAUCUUGCUGCUAUGAACAUUCAGAGAGGCAGAGAUCACGGUCUGCCAGACUACAACCGAGCUCGAGAUUAUCUUGGAUUUACACCUUACAAGAACUUCAGUGAGUUGACAGACGAUCCUGAAAUAGUGAAGACAUUGUCUGAAGUUUACACAUCAAUUGAUGACAUGGAUUUGUGGGUUGGAGGUCUUCUAGAGAAGAAGAAACCUGGAAGUUCAAUCGGAGAGACAUUUGAGAAGCUUUUGCUGACAACAUUCUUGCGUGUACGAGAUGGGGAUCGUUUCUGGUAUGAAGGAUAUCUGAGUGCUGAGGAGCAAGCGAUGGUACACGAGAAUCUGACUCUUUCCAAAAUCAUUCAAUACAACACAGACUUCAAGGAUGUACCAGAAAGUGUUAUGUUUGCAUCACAGCUCUGUACUGGUGUUCGUAACCAUCAGUGUAUUCUCAAACCAGAGAAGCCAACUUGCCCUACUCCAACAGACACACCAUCACCUGCUGCUGCAACCACAAAAGCAUCAAGUGCUGAGACAAACAAAGCAGUAACAGACAAAUCAACAACUCAGGCUAUUACAACUGCAGCCACAACAACAGUCACUGUGACCGAGUCGCCAUGCUGUUCUGAGAGAGACACCUGCAAUUCGAAGAGUGCAAAUCUCAGUCAAUUGGUUGAUGUAUUGAGAAGAAAUCAGACAACACUGAAGGCUGAUGUUAGCCAAUUAGACAUGGAUCUCCAUGAUGAAAAAAUGUUACGUCAAGCUAAUGUUACUCAACUCAGUCAACUACAACAUCAGUGUACUCUAACUGAGAAAGACCGAGACUAUCUCUCAACACUAACAACCAAACAAGCUACAAACAUUACUACUUUAUCACAACAAGUCUCAUUUCUGGAACAAAAUGUCACUUUACUCACUGCAUCUGUUACUGCAUCAGACGAGACUUUGAGGCAAACACGAGCAGCAGCAGAGCAGCAAGCUAAUGUUUGUAAGUCUAACGUCACUUUACUUUUAAAUGAAAAGAUGACACUCGUUGGUCAAGUGAAUGAUCUGGAACAAUCGGUCGACUCUCUCAACCAAACUGUCACAAACCUCACCAGUGAAAUAAAAAGUUGUACAGACCAACUCACACAACCCACAGCUCCCAUUGCUCCAACUUCACAUGCUUCAACAACUCAACCUCCCACCACACAUGCACGAGUCACAACAUCACCAUCUUCAGCAAUACCAACAACAACAGAUGUUGGAACCACACCACCUGGCACGCCGUGUCCCACUCCAGAUCCUGCACCACUUAAUCAACUAAAGGAAAACAACACACGAUUACAGCAACAGUUGUCGCUUGAGGCAGGCGUGGUGUCUGGCUUGAAACAGCAACUUUUACUGGAGCAAACCAAAUUGCUUGGCAUCGUCACCAAAGUCAACAAACUUCAAACAAAUGUGACUUUUCUUAAUCGACGAAUACAACGAUGUGAAGUAUCAAGAAACCAAGCUUUACAAGAUCUAACAAUCUGCUCGUGUGCAAACACGGCAACCAGUGUGCCCUCGACCGAACACAAUCAACAAGUUAUUAUAUCCACCAUGCAACGAACGAUCGACCGACUGACAGCAGAAAAGAGUGAACUAAACUCCAACUAUCAACUCAUGCUGACAGAGAAUCAGAAGGCAAAGCAAAACAUCAGCAAACUGAAUGAACAAAUCACAACAUUAAUAUCGGGUCAAAAGCUACAGUUGGAAUCUCGACCUACAGACGACGGCCAGUCAUCGUACGAUUGGUCGGACCUUCUGGAAUCGACUCCAGGAAAGAUUGUUGUUGCUGUCGGUGGUGCAUUCUUUUUGCUCUUUCUCGUUUUCUUCACUGUGAGCAUCUGCUUUUGUGUAAAGAAGCGUAGUGGCAGCAAGUCGGCGAGGAAGUACGACGUGCAGAUGGCAAACAUGGCAUUUGAUUACAGAAAUAAGGGAUAUAUGCCAGACAGCGAUUAUCCUCUCGAUUAAUUAAUUAAGUGAGAAAGUUUGCUUUCUCUAUUGUCUGCACAAGAGACGUGCUUGUGUGGUGCUAUUGUAUUGAUAUGCUGGAUAUCUACGUAGCUUGCCUCUUCAUUCUAUUUUUACUAGCAACUUUCAGUUUGUAUUGGUCUAGAUGACUGUCUGUUUCAUAUAACUGAUUUAAUUAAUUGAUGACAAUAAAUACUCAAAG